GUUUCCCGUCGGGUUUGCUGCCAUCUCGCUCUCUCGCUCUCUGCGAAUACGGUUCCGUGGACUCUCAGUGGAUUUAGAACCCGUACCGUACCGAUAGUCCAUACCGCCCCCUUGGGCGCAGUGCCGUUUUCGGCUGAGUGAGAUAUAACGAUGUUGUUGCAUCAUCCAUGGAAAGAUAGACAUUGUUAAAACAUUUUGAAUCAGUAGCAUUUGAAGGUUUGGCCGGUUAUGACGUGAGGCGGAGCGAAAGUUUUUUUUUUCUGUGGCUUUGGAUAUAUGCAGGAGCAAUUUUCGUCUGCAUUGCUGUUGAGUCGAUUUUUAAGAGGGUCCUUCAGUAAUAGAUGGCAGUAGCGCGAUAAUGUUUCAAAUUGUUUCGAGUGUGAUGUUUGGAAACAGUGCGCUCUACAAGUGAUUCUCGGAAAUCGGCUAGAGUGGAAUGGAAGUGCUCUCCGGCCGUCCGAUUACUGGCAAUGGAUUAGUGUUAAAAAGGGACUGUUAAAUUCUGCUGGUUGUUUAAUUAGGUCAAAGUAACAAUUUAACAAUACGAAGAGAUCGGCGGUGAUUGCACUGAAUAGAUAGUUCGAGUGGUGAUUUUGUUUUUUGUUUGUGUUGUGGAAAAUGAGUCUGCCAAGUGGCGUCGAUAUGUCCAAUCUGAUGCAGCAGCAUCCGGUGCUGGGUGCUUUGCCACCGGCCUUUUUUCUGCGAGCUGCCUCGGAGCGAUACCAGCGGACACCAAAAUGUGCCCGCUGCCGAAAUCAUGGUGUGGUAAGCGCCCUGAAAGGUCACAAACGGUACUGCCGGUGGCGGGAUUGUGUCUGUGCCAAGUGUACUUUGAUUGCUGAACGGCAGCGGGUGAUGGCAGCCCAGGUAGCCUUGCGUCGACAACAAGCUCAGGAGGAAAACGAAGUUCGAGAUUUGGGCCUACUGUACACUGGAGGCGUUCAUACGGUUGGUCAACCGGUGCCCGAUACGAACGGCCAAUCGGCCGUGGGGCAGUUCCAUACCGGUAUACCUUCGCCUCCCAAUGACUCCGACAGUGGCAAUCGCGGCAGUUAUGGCGCAGGGGAAGAGCAGGACAACCCGAGACUAAGGCCGGAACGUAUGAACUCCGCCUAUUCGCCAGAUCAGAGUGAACCCGACAGUCCUGGAUCGAAACGGCAGCGUUUGUCGACGGAAACGGACCACGACACCGGCUCGGAAUCCUCACCCAGCAGCCCCCGGCUGAAAGCGGGUCUUUUCUCGCUGCCCAUGAAACUGUCCCCAUCGCGAAAUGGCCCUCCGAGUUCGCCGGAGUCGGAUCUGGACGUAGAUUCCGCUCCCGAUGAUGCGGUUGCUCCUGAAAAUCUGAGCCUCAAAAAGGACGGUGGAGCACGGAAAGCAACUCCAGACCGAAUUUCGCCACCAAUGCCAAACAACGGUCUUGGUAAUGGCAGUGGUAACAUCACAGCCAGCAGCUUAGGAUUUUUACCAUAUCACACACAUACACCACAGUAUCAACACGGUUUGGGAGUUGCAAGUUCACAGACGCCCUCGAGAUCUCCAGUGGAUGUUUUACUGAGAGUUUUUCCCAAUCGCCGUCGAACUGAGGUUGAGCAACUCUUACAACGAUAUAGGGGAGAUGUGGUCCAAGCUAUGGAGGCAAUGCUCUGCGGGGACGAUGGUCUUCAUUCGCCGAUGAAUGUACCAGCACCUUCACCUCCGUUUCCGAUCAAAUCCGCCUUCUCACCAUUAAUGCCUCCGGGAGCCUUUGGAGCGCCGGCGGUAAGUCGUGGUUAUUCUUUCCUGCAAGCCCACGCACAUGCGAAACGGUUUUUAUCCGCUCCGUACAGUGGAACCGGUUAUCUAUCGACGGUGCUGCAGGACCCGGAACAGCAGCAGUGUGAUGCCAGUGGUGCUGGUAGUGGGGCCGCCGGCUCGAACGGUGCCUCCUCGUCGGCUACCAGCGGCGUCGGGAAUUGCGGCGAAGGACAGGAAUAAUACACAAUUAUUGAUUUGUAAAAAAGUAAUUCGACGUCGAUUGGUUUUGUCCAAAAUAAUCGAUGGAUUGAAAUCGUACUGUAACUGUUUUCUAAUUAAUCUAUCGAUCUUUAGAGAUGAAAAAAAUAUUUUGAAAAUGCUGUGUACAGAUUCAAACGACUAUCAGAUAUACCGAUGCAGCGGGAGCAUAUUUCAAGUUAGAACCUUUGAAUACGUAAAUAGACAGGAAUAUAUGAAUGAAAAGAGUACUUUGGUUUUGAUUUUUGUACAUAGUCAGAUUAUUAAUUUUGGCAAAGUUAUAUAGUACCAAAAUAUGGUUUCAAAAUUUUAGGUAAAUACAUUGACAAGCAAGGCAACCAUACUCUAAUAUCACAAAUUUAGAUAAUAAAGGAAUCAAAACCAGAGCUGAGUAUACAGCGGGUCGAUCAGAACCAGAAUAAUCUCAUACGAUAGCCUCCUCUAAAUGUAUAUCAAACUAUGUGGCAAACACAAAAUUACUUAACACAAAAACAACAACAACCGUACGCCAGAAUAGAUGAUUGAAUAUAGCAAAUAAUGCUGCUUACACAUAGCCUUAAGACAUCUACUCAAAAACGUGAAAUAAAGAAGGUGCCAUAAUCGUCCCGAAAAA
This is a messenger RNA of Wyeomyia smithii (pitcher-plant mosquito), 2608 nucleotides long. RefSeq names its product doublesex- and mab-3-related transcription factor A2 (gene dmrt99B). The transcript has 7 exons. The record is from RefSeq and is a predicted model, not a curated record. Gene Ontology annotation, biological process: regulation of transcription by RNA polymerase II; sex differentiation. Gene Ontology annotation, cellular component: nucleus. NCBI's taxonomy places the organism in Eukaryota, Metazoa, Arthropoda, Insecta, Diptera, Culicidae. The coding region runs from base 619 to 1977 and encodes 452 amino acids. Gene Ontology annotation, molecular function: DNA-binding transcription factor activity, RNA polymerase II-specific; protein binding; RNA polymerase II cis-regulatory region sequence-specific DNA binding.